UAUGCUUCCAAAUUAACGGACACAUAUCGGGUCUCCGCAGCAGGAUCCUCUGCUUCAUUUUCCCUCCUCUUCCUCACCAGAUUUUUUUUAAGUGGUUUUCUCUUGAUGCAGCAAAGCCUGGUCCUUCCCGUCAGAAUGUGAGCCUCGUCCAGCUCAUUAUUCCUCCUCUCCCUCCUCCUCCUCCUUGUUUUCCAGUAUGAUUUUAAGAAAUAGUCAGUCGGGAUUUUUGCUGCUGCGUUCAGAGCCGUCAAAAACCUCCUCCUUUUCCUCCUCCUCCUCCUGCGGGCUGCACCGACUGGCGCUGAAAACCAACACCAAGAGGAUACGGAUGUUGACCAAGACAACAUAGUCUAUUAAUAUUUCAGAGACGCUGUAAAGAGGUAUCUGCUGGUAUUAAAGCCAGAGUUGAGGUGGGUGGCUGGAGAGGACGAUCAGUUCCAUCUGCUGCGCUCCAAACUCAGGUGUGGGACAAGGGACAGCUGAGGGAACGUUCAGUUCAAAGAGGAUGGCAAUGAUGAGGAUGAUGAUGGUGAUAGGGAGGGAGGCUCUGCGCAUCUCCUGGCAUCUGUAGGAGCCUCUCCACUUCAACCUGCCCCCACCACCUACACGCCGCUUCCCCUUCCUGCCCAUCAUCCCCCAGGAAGGAUGACUGUGGUGUCCACGGAAAACAUGGACGACACCUCCACCCUGCCGGGCCACCCGCAGGAUCCCUACCCCCUUGACGACGACCACAAUGAUCAUGACUGCUGUGAGCGGGUGGUCAUCAACAUCUCUGGGUUGCGGUUUGAGACCCAACUUAAGACUCUCGCCCAGUUUCCUGACACGCUGCUCGGGAACCCCAAGAAGAGGAUGCGCUACUUCGACCCCUUACGAAACGAGUAUUUCUUUGAUCGGAAUCGUCCGAGCUUCGACGCUAUCUUGUAUUAUUACCAGUCUGGAGGUCGGUUGAGGAGACCGGUCAAUGUCCCACUGGACAUGUUCUCAGAGGAGAUAAAGUUUUAUGAACUUGGCGCAGAAGCUAUGGAGAAAUUUAGGGAGGACGAGGGAUUUAUCCGGGAAGAGGAACGGCCUUUGCCAGAGAAGGAGUUCCAGCGGCAGAUCUGGCUCCUCUUUGAGCAUCCGGAGAGUUCGGGGCCCGCUCGGGGGAUCGCCAUUGUCUCAGUGAUGGUAAUUCUUAUUUCAAUCGUCAUAUUUUGUUUGGAGACUUUACCGGAGCUAAAGGAGGAUCCCAAUGACCGCAUUCACCAAGUGGGCAACACCACCAUGUAUUACAAGGCAAGCGUCCUGACAGAUCCUUUCUUUGUAGUGGAGACACUCUGCAUCAUCUGGUUUUCAUUUGAGCUGAUCGUUCGCUUCUUUGCUUGCCCAAGCAAAGCAGCGUUCUUCAAAAACAUGAUGAACACUAUUGAUAUUGUGGCUAUAAUCCCAUAUUUCAUCACUCUUGGCACAGAGCUAGCUGACGACCAAGACAGCAAGGAGGGGAGGGGAGGAGGGGAACAGGCCACAUCUUUAGCCAUUCUCAGGGUGAUCCGUCUGGUGAGGGUAUUCCGGAUCUUUAAACUGUCCCGACACUCCAAAGGGCUCCAGAUUCUGGGGCAAACUCUCAAGGCAAGCAUGAGGGAGCUGGGGUUGCUCAUUUUCUUCCUCUUCAUUGGUGUGAUUUUAUUUUCCAGUGCCGUUUACUUUGCUGAAGCUGAGGAAAAGGAGUCGUUUUUCACCAGCAUCCCGGAUGCCUUCUGGUGGGCUGUGGUGUCCAUGACGACCGUGGGCUAUGGGGACAUGUACCCCGUGACCAUCGGAGGUAAAAUUGUUGGAUCUCUUUGCGCCAUCGCCGGUGUGUUGACCAUUGCACUGCCAGUACCGGUCAUCGUGUCCAAUUUCAACUACUUCUACCACCGGGAGACGGAGGGUGAGGAGCAAGCACAGCUGCUCAACAUCAGCAACCAGAACUUGGCAUCAGAAACCAACUCAAGCCGCCGCACUUCUUCUGUGGUCAGCAAGUCAGAGUACAUGGAGAUAGAUGAAGACUUGAACAACAGCAUUGAUAACUUUAGGGAAGCAAACCUUAGGACUGCCAACUGCACCGCCCCCAGCCAGAACUGUGUGAACAGGGGGAAGCUGCUCACCGAUGUGUAAGGCAGCGCCUGCACACUGCUGUAAAUAUUGUAGAAAUAUCUGGAUGCUUUAAACUCUAUAGGUGCAUUUUAUUCUUUUUUUAAACAUUAUUCUUUCAAACGUAUAAACAAACUAAAACACACAUAGUGAGGCAAUCUUGAGCAGACCUUAGCAAAAAGUUAUGUUAAAUAUUUGUAUCCAUUCCAAAAUAUUUCACAGGUUUCACUGCCAGUUCUACAUGUCAAAUUCAAUUCUUUUGGACCAGAGACAGGAUGCAGAUGUGUCUUUUAUCCUGGACAAGCCUCCAAUAAUCUGGUUCCUAUAAUAAAAAUCUGAAUCAUCUACAUUUUACAAUCUAUAGGGGUUGCUCCAUCAAUUUCAGAUGCUUAAUCUGUUCGGUUCAAGAGCAAACUUUAGAUACAAGAGAUUAUUGUUAGGAAUACCGGACAAUAUUCAAUUGAUUAUACUGCUUGAGAUAAAUACCAAUUUUAUGUUUUCUAGUUGAACUUUAAAGUGUGUGGUGUAACAUAAAAUAAACUAGGUUACCCUGCUCAUAUUAGUUCAAUUAUUUGGACCAGAGGUAUGUUUCAGGUCAAUUUUUGUCCCCUACAAACUAACAUGAGUGAUGUCAUGACCUGAUUCCUGGGCUACUGGUUAUUAGACCUCUAGCUUCAGGAUAUUUUUUCAGGUACUCAAAGUCUUAUUUUGAAUUCCACUCAAACCCAUGAUCAUUUUUAAAACCUGACCUCCAGGUUUAGUAAUGAAUUGUGAGGGGUUUUUUGUUAUGGGGUUAUUCCACUACUUUUAUACAUACUGAACCCAUUUAAGUGAGAGUAAAAAUUUUGUCCCCAAUAAGUAUUCUGAACAUUGUACUAUUAUUAAUUUAAGGAUGUUUCAUUGCCAGCUUCUGACAUUAAAUGUUUUUCCUUUUGCCUCAGGACAUAACAGCUAGAGGUUCUAAAUUGGUUUCCCGGACAAGCCCCCAAUUAUUUUAAAACUAGGCCAUGCAAGAAAACAGUAAAUUUAUCAUAAUUCAUAUAUUUUUUUCAUAAAAUGAAAGGUAUUAGUCAAACAUCUUAACAACCUCAGUCCAUUUUUUCCAGAGACAAGAACCAGGUUUAAAUGGGUUCUGAAUUUGAAUCCUGGACAAAACUUCAAAUAAUACUAAUCUUAAAUUCUUGGAUUUAAACCACCAAAUGUACUUUAAACAACUAAGGAUGUUACACUGCCAAUUAUUGACAGCUAGCUUUAAUUCUUUUUGUCUGCAGGAAUGUUUGGGGUGCUAGAAAUCCUAUUUUUGUAUCCCAGGCAAGCUGCCAAAGAUUUUACAACCCAGCUCCAGGAGUUUGACAUUUGGUGAAUUUCCUAAAUGUAUCCCAUUCAUGGUCAGAGACCUACAGAAAUAAAUUAUAGGGUUAAUAGUUGUGGAUGAAAUGGGUCUAGGUUUUAUUAACUAAAAAAACAUGUUACGUAUUACUUAAUAUUUGAUCUUUAAUAUGCCAAAUGUCACACUGCCAGUUUCAGUCACCCAGCUACUAAGUUUUGGCGCAGAAGUAUGUUUAAGGUACAAAAAGUCCUGGUUUUGUAUUGUGGAAAUGACCCCAAUAAUAUUAAAAUCCCAUCCGAAAAGCUUAGAAACUGUUUCAGAAAAAUAUAUCUCAAGUUUAAGAAAUGUAGAAUUAAAAAAGAAAAAUGACCAAAAACUAAUGAUCUUGCCACCACUUCACAUGUAUUACUUAUAAUUCACUCACUGACAGCCUUUCUGCCAUGGUUUAAAACAUGUGUCUUAUGGUAAUAAUGUAAUAUUACAAAUAGAUGCAUGUUUUUAAAGACCAAGUUGAUCUCUGGGAAAUGCAGUAUUCUUAUUACAUUCCCAUUUACUAGAAAAGGGGUUUUUCAGUCUGUGUCGUCUCAGUGUUCACUAAUCAAUUGCUUUUUAUUCCUAAAUGUGCAAUACUAAAUUGAUGGAGUGCCUCAUUAAUAACAUGCAAAGAUCUGCUAUAAUUGGAGUAUAACUUUAAACCUAUUUACUACAACAUUUCACUGCCAUCUCCUUUUGUUUUAGUAUGUAUUAAUUUAUAACAUUUUAAAUGCUCCAGCUCUUAACAACUGAGUUACACAAAUCCAACAUUUGUGAAAAGAAUUCUGGUUUAUUCAGAUUAUUAAAGCACUUUAUAUUGACUUAAAACACAUUAAAACAUUUAGGAAAUUCAUAUUAAAUAUUAAUAAUAAGUGUUUCAAACUGAAUACAUAAAACAAGAACGAUGAGGACUUAAUUGGAGGACAAACAACAAAACUGGACAAAAUAUUUUUGGUGAAAGGGGACAGCUGCCUGGUUUGGUGCAACAGACUCAACUUUGUGGAUGAAAGCCCAUCUGAGAUUCACAAGAACAACUUUCUCCACGACGGUUGGAUUACAGUUACAGACGUUUGUGCUUUUUGCAGCACAUCCAGGAAAAAUAGAGAAAAAACAUUACAUGGCGAAUUUUUCAGGCACUUUAAGAGAAGCAAACAGGAAGUUUGUGGAGCCUUUGUGGAGGGACGAUCUGCACCGAUGCUGCUGCAGGUCAGCUGAAGGUUCCCUGUUUGAUGCCAUGCAACGCUCCUUUAUAUAAAUGCAUGUGGAGACUCUUCUCUUUUAUAUCAGCAUGCACACAACGUUACCUCAUUUUCUUUUUGUUGUCUUCUUCAGCCCUCAUCCUCUUCUCCUGGAUUAUGUUUUGUUUUCACCAGAAGUGCUCUGGCUGUUUAUUGUCAAAGUUGUUUCAGAGCAUUUCCGUCUUGAAUGUUUAAGGAGAACAGCAACAUUUCUUUCUUCGGAGAUCACGGCAUGUCAAAAUACUUCAGCAUUAUGGCCUAAACAGCUAUGAUAUAGCUACGUAUACUCAAUGCAUGACGUCAGUAUUAAAUUGCUUGCAGUUUUCGGAUGGAGCACGGGAAAACGGAGGGGAGACGACGAUUCCCGUUAAGUUAUUCCGUGGAAAAAUGCAUGACGGAGGAAACUGUUAGAAGGAACUAAUGUGCUUAAAACAGAAGAAAUCUUAAAAAACAAUUACUUUUAAGUUUUUUCCUCCUUUUUGUAUUUCCUUAAAGCUUUGAUAAUUGAGUGCAUGGGAACGUUUAAUUUAAUUUGUGAGCCCAUUUUUCUGUUAUUUUGAAGAAGAAAAAGUAUAAUAUUGAACAAAGCUCGUAGAGUAUAUACCUAAAAAUCAGUUUCCAGUGCCUUGAAGCCCGUCUCGUUAUAGAAUUGACUAAAGUGCCUCCUGUUAUAAGAGCUUACGACGUGCAGCUUAACCUCUCCUGCUAUAAAGAUGCACUGAUCCCACAUAUCUGCCACUGAAGGGACAGUUUACUCCAUAUUAUCGGGCCAUAUAAAACCCCUUUCCUAUCCUACUCGAUGACACAAAGCUGCAGCAUUUAGCCGGUAAUGUUAGCAACAAAAAGACAACCUCAUCUGGUCAAGUCCAGAUGAACUUAUGUGAACUGUAUAAACAGAAACAUUUGGACUAAAUUACUUGUUUCAGAUCAAGGAUUACCAACAUUAAAGUAUUAGAGUUUUUCUUAGGUUUACUUUAUUUAAAUUCAGAUGUUUACAUACACUAAGAUGUCUUGAAAGUAUUUGGAAAAGCCCAGAUGAUGAUGUCAGAACUUUCUAAACUUCAAAGGUUUAAAUUAAGCAUGUGGACAUAUUUUAAAGUCAAUCCUCAAACAUGUUGGUUCUUGUGUGUCAUCACAGACAACCAACCAGCCAGAAAGUCAACAAGUAAAUAGUGAAUUUGAAAGUUCUUCAUUGGUCUGUUCAAACAAUUGCCAGUAUUAACGUCAUGAGGACGUUCAGGUGUCUUGUUGUUCUGGAAGGAGACGGGUUCUGCAUCAUUAUCCACAGGGAUGAAAGUUCUUUGCUAGCAUUGGCUGAUAAGUCACUUAGUAAGGAAGAAACAACUGCAGUUUGCAAAUGCACUUUUUAAGAGACGUCCCUGGAUUUAAUGGAACUAAAAUUACAGUCCAUCGUCUAAAGUGGAGGAAGAAGGAAGAAGGAAAAAGCCUAUAAGUUCGAAAACACCACCCAACUACUAACUAUGGUAGUGGAUCCAUUGUGUUAUGCAGGUAUUUUGCUUCAUGAAGGACUGGUGCACUUUGCAAGAUAGAUGGCAUUACUUUAUCUGGUCUUCCAAAAUGGACAAUGACACACCAGCCCUGUUUAGUUGGCUUUAAUUGAAUUUUAAUUCGUUUGUCUAGAAAGUCCAGUUUGUUGAACUCUGAUGCAGGUCAAAACGGCGACCUCUGGAGAGUUGUAAAUACUCCAAGAGAUGGAAGCGAACUAUAGUGCAGGACUUUCUGGGUAAAUACAACCAAAACAAUUGCGUGUGUCUAGCGCUAGUGGGAGAAAUGCUUUGUGGUCUUUUACCAAAGACAAAACAGAAAUCUAACAAUCACUAAAAUCUGAUGGCUUUUCAUUUUUGUUUACAUUUCAUGAGAAAGGAAGCUGAGUUUUUUUCCUUCAGUAGUUCUUUAUUUUAAAGGGUUUGGUCUAUUUGGCACCAUGCAGUGUGAAAGUGAACCGUAGCAACUGAAAAUACAACAAAUGUUGCAAUUUUGGUCCCAAAUCGAACCAAAACUACCAGACUGUCAGGUGUAAAAAUAAGCUUAGCACACCACUACAUUACUACAACCUGGCUUCAGGUCAAUAAAGUUAAUGUUUUGGAGCUUCCCAUACGAAUCCGUGAUCUCAGUUGCAUGGAAAAUAUGUGGGCAGAUAUAGAAAGGCGAGUCCAAUCUAGUUACACCAGUACUGUCAGGAGGAACGGGCCAGAACUUUAGCAAACUUUUGUGGGAAGAUUGUGGAACAUUUGACCCAAGUCAGAUAGUUUAAAAGAUGAUUUUACCAAAUACUGAGAAAUGUCUGAUGUAAAUGUCUGAAUUAAAAAAAAAACUUGGUAAUUCUAACUGAGCUAAAGCAGGACUAGUUUAGUCUGACUUGAUCUCAGAUGGUAAUAAUAUACCAACGCAUGAUGUUAUACAGUGUAUAGAAAUGUCUGGGCUUAACUUUAUAUGCAGGCGAUUAGUCUGGGAAUCUCUUAUUUCCACGCUGUUAUUCCAGGACAGCGAGUAAAAGUUUCCACACGAUCAGUAAGAGUCCAGAUUACUGAACACCAACAGGCACCGCUUGAAUCCGCUGCUCGGGGGGUUUAGGGUGGGCUAUGUAACAACAGAUUUAAUUAGCCAACUCAUUAAGCGCCUGUUCCGACGUCUUUGUGUCGUUGUUGAGCCUGAAUCAAAGUAAUGCACAAAUUUCCCCUC
Messenger RNA from Gambusia affinis (western mosquitofish), 7416 nucleotides. It is a transcript of the gene kcna1b, whose product is annotated as potassium voltage-gated channel, shaker-related subfamily, member 1b. The record is from RefSeq and is a predicted model, not a curated record. The transcript has 2 exons. Bases 646 to 2136 code for a protein of 496 amino acids. Gene Ontology annotation, molecular function: delayed rectifier potassium channel activity; protein binding. Gene Ontology annotation, biological process: protein homooligomerization; potassium ion transmembrane transport. Lineage: Eukaryota; Metazoa; Chordata; Actinopteri; Cyprinodontiformes; Poeciliidae. Gene Ontology annotation, cellular component: dendrite; membrane; juxtaparanode region of axon.